AUGUGCGAUUCCUGGAAGAAAUUUGUAAAUGAUUAUACAAUAGUCUAUUAUGUUGUAUCAAGUGAUAAUAAAACCAGAAAAGCACACGAUGUGGCUAUCUGCCUUGAUCUUAUUGCCACAAAGGUAUUGAAAGAUUCAGGGUAUGAAUGGGAAGCAGUUAUUGAACUAAUUAUCAAAAUUAGAUUGAAGCGCACACCAAUUGACGUUACGGUAUUAUCUGUUUAUUCUCCGGUUAAUCCAUCGACGAAACAAAUGGCAAAUGACACUGAUAAAUUUUAUUCUGAUCUACAAGAUACCAUAAGCAACGUGUCUACAAAUUAUAUGUUUAUCAUUAUGGGUGAUUUAAAUGCCAGAUUGGAUGGAAAUCAACAACAACUGACAUCAACAUCAUCGUAUCAAAUACAUUCAUCCAACAUAAAUUACCUCAUCAAACCUCUUGGAUGCAUCCAGGCAACAAGAUAUAGCACAUGA
Rotaria socialis is the source of this 471-nucleotide messenger RNA. Lineage: Eukaryota; Metazoa; Rotifera; Eurotatoria; Philodinida; Philodinidae. The record is from the annotation of a GenBank genome assembly.